This is a messenger RNA of Durusdinium trenchii, 3624 nucleotides long. The record is from the annotation of a GenBank genome assembly. NCBI's taxonomy places the organism in Eukaryota, Dinophyceae, Suessiales, Symbiodiniaceae.
AUGCUUCCUACUCUGCCAGCCUUGCAGCCGGAUGAAGAAAGACCACCUGAAGGUGAAGAUGCGGAGCUUCUCUAUCGGUUGACUUCAGACCUGCAGCGCUACACCAGAAUCGACGAGCGGUUGAAUGCGGCACGCCUACAAUUGUCCGGCGUAGAGAACGCGUGUCACCCAGAUGACCGCAGAGCCUUGGAUGUUUUGAUGGUUGCAUUGACUGCGGCCUGUCAGAAGCAGAGGGAACGUUUGCAGGAGACCACAGCGGUGUUUGAUCGGAUGAGAGACCAUGCCAGAGAUGCUGACAACUGUGGCUCACCUUGUGCCUCCUGGAGCUUCAUGGGCGUGAAGGUCUGCUUGCAGGCUUGGAAACGUUUGCACAGCUCUGGCCGUUGUAACCGCUUGUGGGAUGCUGUGCAGAACGGGCGGGUGACCCCACCUAUGGACCUGCGCUUCCUCAAGCAACCUCGAGCAAAGGUUGCUGGAGAGACAGCCACGGCUCGAGUGACCUCGUUCCUCCAAUCCAUUUAUGAAUCAGUGGCUGAAACAUUGCCGGACAUCAGAGACGACGGUGUCAUAACAUCCCUGACAGUUGGCGCAGAGGUGUUGCAGGACGAGUACGCAGAGUCUCUUUCUGAGGAUGGGAGAAAGGCUUUGGCAGCAAAAUUGGCAUUGACAGCUGGGCCUGGGUCCAGAAAGAAAGCUCGGAAGCGAAAGUUUGGGCUUGAGCUGCAUUUGGAGAGACAUCCAGAUUGCCCGUCAAGUACUCAGGAAGUUCGAUUUUUGCCCCCUGGCGUUAUGCGCGAUUAUUGGGAGAUGAUGCGUGGAAUGGACCAGACCAAAGGUGUAGCCUUCAGCUUGUUCUGGAGAACUUGGCUUGUAGAGUUUCCGCACUUACGCUUCCGGCCUGCUUCACUUCACUCCCAGUGCGCGUCGCGUGGCUAUCUUUCCGAAGCUGUGCCGGUCUCGCUUCAAGGGAUUGGCGGCCCAGGUUUGGAGGCGUCGGAGAUCCGAGAUGAUUACUGGAAGCUGCAGCUGGGGGAGGAGCACCCUCGGGACAUUGUGCUCCGGUGUGACUUUGGUGGUGGCAGAGUCUGCACGGAGGCUGACCGGAUGAUGCUCGAUCGUGUCCGACGAUUUGACCCGCAGCCGAAUGAGUUGAAGUUGCUGGCCGUCGGCUUGGACGAGGUUGGCGUUGACAAGUUUGACAAACAGUCCGUCAGGUUUCAUCGAAACGUGGUGCCAGAGGGUGGGCUGGAGAAGUUCAUUUUGCACACCUACAAGAGUGAGGCGGCCCUACUUGAGCUGGCUUCGUGGUUGGAAACAACCUUCCCACCUGACAACAGGCCCAUGCAAGUUGCGUCCAUGGAUGCUGAGCUACCGGAGGGAUUUCAGUUUCAGUUUCGGACAGACGCAGACUCCCUUCCGGGAGUGGAACGGAUUUCAGUGAUGCUGCCAGAAGCUACUGUUCUUGAUAGCGUGUACGUUGAGUUGCCAAAGCUGACUGGAGACUUGUUAGCGCCUUUCAGCGUUGGCUACGUGAAGGGUUGGCGCAGAUGCUCCGCUUUCCUGAGCGUUUGCAUUGCGAUCCGCGAGCUUCAAGUGGACCUGGACGAAGUUCCUCAGAACUUCAAGGCUGUGUCCAGAAGGGGAAUGCGUUACUUCUUAACGCGUGAUAUCAUUGCCCGUGGAGCCUUCAACCAAGCUUUUACCAGUGCUCAGGGAUCCACGGAGGUGAAGCUUUUUGUGGCCAGACUCUGCGCUGACUGGGACGCCCAAUCAGACAAGAUGCGAAAGGCUUGGAGCAUGAAGGAUGGGAAUGCUAUUCAUGUUUGCUGCGGCAUCUUUCUCCACAUGUUGGAGGUUCUGCAGCAGAAGGCGCCAUCUUCUGAGUUUGCAGGCUUUGCCGAUAGCCUCAUGAAGGUGUUCAUGUGCGGAAUCAUGGACGCCGAGCUGACCCAUAUUGCUGAAAGUUCAGUUCCGCCGGCAGACCUCAUGGCUGUUGGGGCUUUCAGGGAUAAAGUGAAGAGCUAUGAGACGAGAGUGGCGAUGGAGAGAGAGGAUCGUGUGCGGGAGCUUGCUGAGAAGGUCCACAAGGCCACGUUUGACCAGCUUGAAAUACAAAUACAGAGUGAUUUGAACAUCAUCCGCGCACAGCGACCGACUCAAGCUGCAGCAGACAUGGAGACACUUCUGGACAUGAAAUACUUGAAGGCGCGGCAGCAGACCCUCAGCCUUCAGAAAGGGAUGGAGUUUACGAAAGAGUUGAUGCUGAACAAUUGUCGUUUGGCACUCCUCCCGGAGUCAGAGAAAGUCACUACUUUGCUGCCAGAGUUCAACAAGUUCAUCGCUGAGAAGAACGCAAGUGGCCAGGUGUACAUUGUUGCAGCCAUUGACGCCACCGUGUGGAGUCAGAACGAGAAUGUGACGGACAUGAUUCAAAUGCUGGCCAAUGUUUGUAGCACUGGCUCCACAUGCAUUGGGUUUAUCCAGUUGCCGUUGUUCCACACGCAAACAACGUUGCCGGCCUUACUGAAGCGAAAGCGGCUGAUCGAAGACACCCUUCUCAAGUUUGACGUUGACUUCACUACGGGCUUGACGUUGUUGUUUCAAAAGGAUUCAACAAGAGCAAGCACUGACAAGAGGACGCCUUCGCAGCCUUGCCUGGUGUGUGCUGUUGGGAAGGCAGGGAACAAGUGGCUUGAACAGUCUCAGAAGGGAGUGAACUUCCACGCUAGCAUUGUCAAAGAUCUUCUGGAAGGAAUGACGCUGAAUGAUGAGGACCUUUGCGUGUACAUGGAGUUCGGACAGGCUUGCGCUCAGCGGCGCAUCAACGGCGAACGGCCAUGUGUUGUGUACUUCGGGGCCUCGCGGGAACAAAGUCAUGUGCACAUGCGCCCCAUGUUGGAGGCGAACUUCUUCAAGUAUUGGGAUGACCUUUCCACCAGCCCUUCAAAGACCCGGCCGCGUGUGGAGACCAGCAGUGGCCAAAUCACAGGGUUGUCGUUGCUGAGUUGUGAUGCUGCUGGCCAGCCCAGAUUCCCUGACCACAUCCUUGAGAGAAUUCCCAGCAACGACCCUCACCACAAGGCUUUGGUGAAGAUGAAGGAAGAGUUCCUGAAAGAAUUCCCGCAGCAGCGUAAGGCGAGCGGCGUGGCCACGACUGCUUCUCCACGAGUGAGUGGCGAUUGUGACUUUUCUAUCGAUGAUGGGAAGGAGCCCCUGUCAGUGGAGCGAGUGGUGGAUUUGUUGCUGGUAACGCUGGCUGGGCGGCAUGGACGGCCUACCGUAGUCGUUGACAAGUCCUUUGCAGUGUGGAUUGGGAACGAAAGCAGCGAGCAGCUCACAAUCUCUGGAUUGGAACUGCUGGGCUUCAAUACAGGAAACUUCGAGACAAAGAUUUGCACGGCCAAGCGUGACAGCGGCGGUCUGCCGUGGCGCUUUCAGUCGGACUUAGAUCUGAUUGUGGUUGACAAGCGCAUCACACCGUGGUGCAAGUAUUUCCACAAGCUUGCAACAACGCAAGGGCUUGGUGACAUUUCCGUUCACAACCAUGAAGUACGCCCCAAACUUCGCCCGGUUGACCCUUGUAUGGAGUCAAUGCUUCACCAAAUUGGGCCCAAUCAGUUUUAG